This is a messenger RNA of Nipponia nippon (crested ibis), 1377 nucleotides long. NCBI's taxonomy places the organism in Eukaryota, Metazoa, Chordata, Aves, Pelecaniformes, Threskiornithidae. The record is from RefSeq and is a predicted model, not a curated record.
GUUGCCCCGAUUCACGUAGGACCCAAGUCGCUUGGGUCAAGGAUGAGCAAGCCGACAGACCUGCAGCACGACCUGGAACGAAGCCUCCCAGCCAUAGCGUCCAUCAGCACCUCGUUCUCCCAAAGCCAGGGCUUCUCCCCGUAUUGCUACUUCUCUCCGGAGAAGAGGAAAGCCAUCUCGGACGUGAGGAGGACCUUCUGCCUUUUUGUCACCUUCGACCUGCUCUUCAUCUCUUUGUUGUGGAUAAUCGAAUUGAAUACCAAGGAUGGCAUUCAGAAGAACUUGGAGAAUGAAAUCAUCAAGUACAGUUUUAAGACCUCUUUCUUUGAUAUAUUUGUCUUGGCUUUCUUUCGUUUUUUUGUGUUGCUGCUGGCCUAUGCAAUCGUAAAGCUGCGCCACUGGUGGGUCAUAGCGGUCACUACAUUGGUGUCCAGUGCCUUCCUGAUUGUGAAGGUCAUCCUCUCCGAGCUUCUGACCAAAGGGGCUUUCGGCUAUUUACUUCCUAUCGUCUCGUUUGUCAUUGCUUGGCUGGAGACUUGGUUCCUGGAUUUUAAAGUCCUAACUCAGGAAGCAGAAGAGGAACGAUGGUACCUGGCAGCCCAGGCUGCAGCCUCUCGCGGCCCCCUGCUCUACCCCAGAGCCCUUUCCGAGGGGCAGUUCUACUCCCCGCCAGAGUCCUUCGCAGGGUCGGACAACGAGUCGGAUGAGGAAGGUGCAGGGAGGAAGGCGUUGACAGCUCAGGAGAAAGAAUAUGUCCGACAAGGCAAAGAUGCAAUGGAGGUUGUGGACCAAAUCCUUGCCCAGGAGGAGAACUGGAAGUUCGAGAAAAACAACGACUUUGGUGAUGUUGUUUACACUUUUGAAAUACCUUUCCAUGGCAAGACCUUUAUUUUAAAGGCUUUCCUGCAGUGCUCUGCUGAAACAGUUUACCAGGAGGUUAUUCUCCAGCCUGAGAAGAUGAUCCUGUGGAACAGAACAGUGGCAGCUUGCCAGAUCUUGCAGCGGGUUGAAGACAACACGAUCAUCUCGUACGACGUGGCAGCUGGGGCCGCAGGUGGUGUCGUUUCCCCAAGGGAUUUUGUGAACGUGCGCCGGAUCGAGAGAAGAAGAGACAGGUACAUUUCCUCAGGGAUGUCGACCACGCACAACCUGAAGCCUCCGCUCUCCAAGUAUGUCAGGGGUGAGAAUGGGCCCGGAGGAUUCAUCGUACUGAAAUGUCCCAGCAACCCCAGGGUCUGCACGUUCAUCUGGAUUCUCAACACGGACCUGAAGGGUCGCCUGCCCCGUUACCUGAUCCACCAGAGCCUGGCUGCCACCAUGUUCGAGUUCGCCUUCCACCUCCGCCAGCGGGUCAGCGAGCUCUCCGGCAAGCCGUGA